CUUCUCCUUUUUCUUCAUCACUCCUUUCACUUUAACCAAACAUUCGGACCCUUUUCUAUCAUACUCUCUCUCUCUCUCCUGAUCCUUCUUUUUGGCCAGGUCGCCAUCAGUAUAAACAAGGACAAAAACUCACUUUCUUUUCUCUUUGCUUUGACCUCUGACUAGCAUCUCUCAUUGCAAAUUGAUAAUCAACCUCUUCCUUCACUUCGAUCCAUCAACACUCAAUUCGAGGAUCACAUUCGUUUAAUCAUCACAUUUCAUUUCAUUCAUUCAAAUCAGCACAUAAAAGCGUUGCGAUCACAUAUCGUAUCCAACCUUUUCACCGUCUUUUCGUCUCUGGAGACUUCGCACUUUAGCAUAUAAGCAACUAUUUAGCAAACUAUAAAAAGCAAUCGACAAAAUGACAUUCGCUCAAGAUCACAAGCGUAACGAACGUCGCCAUCAUAGAAUCGAACACGAAUUACAAUCACGCGCAAGACCUUACUCCCUCGUUCGCAAAGAUGUAGCAAAAGAAAUCAGAGAGUUUGUAGAAAGACAAUCUGAAGAUGUACACUUGGAUCGUCGUCUCGGUCCACUUCUUGGCGGCGGUGGCGCUGGUGGUGGUGGUAAUAAUGGUGGCUCAUCAACAAAAGACCCAGGUUCUGGAACCAAGCCAAGCGGCGGAGACAAUAGCGGUACCGGCACGGGAGGAAGUUCUGGCUCCGGAGGUGGUGGAACUGGUGGUGGCAGUGGCACGGGAGGAGAUAAUUCUGGCACUGGUACCGGCAGUGGUACAGGAUCAGACACAGGAAACACAGGAAGCGACACUGGCAAAUCUGGAAACUCUGGCAACUCGGGUUCCGAUACGGGAGCAGGUGCAGACGGUGCGGAUACCGACCCAUCUUCCAGCUCCUCUUCAACACCUAAAAAGCCACUGCUUGGAGGUCUGCUCCAUCAUUCCUCAACAUCGUCCAGCUCUUCUACUUCUUCUUCUUCUUCUACUUCAACAUCAAGCAGUACCUAUCCGACUACUGCGCCUACAUCAUCAACAUCAACACUACCCAUGACACCAUCAACGUCUGUUGCCUACGUCACACCUACUGCUGCCACGCCAAAUUUGAGCAAUGGAGCAGCAAGUGCAACCCCAUCAGAUACUUCCGAUAGUGGACCAGGAGCAGGCUUGAUUAUUGGUAUUGUUGCCGGUGCUUUGGCCGGUGUUGCAGUCUUGGCUGCUCUCAUUGGUUUCUUGAUCAAGAAGUUCGGUAACAAAGAUGAUCCAUACGAGUCUAAUCCAUUCGACAGUGACGAAUACCGUCGUCAGAGUGCCAUGUUACCCGACCAUUUCGAUGAUAUGAAUCCUGAAAUGUCUGAAAUGAGUCAUAGCAAUAACAUGAACCCAUUCAAUGAUCAGAUGGAAUACGCUGCCGCUGGAGCUGCAGGUGCAGGCGCCGGAGCAGGUUUCACAGCUCGCAACGAAAAGGGUGGCCCUCGUCCUCCAACAAUGUUCCAAAACCAUAUGAACGCUCCUGCUGCUCAAUUGAGCGUUGGAGAUGCACCUCCCGUUCCUGUUGUUGGAGCUGUUUUCAAUCCCAACCGUGCUGAUCCACCUCAAAUGCCAAGAAUGGCAUUCGGAGGAUCAGAUCCUUACAGUAUCGCAGGCGUUGGAAGACAAAACUUUGAACAAAACAUGAAUAACCCAUACGGAUAUUUGGACCGCCAAUACAGCGGAAGCCACUCGCCUCCUCAAGAUAAAUACGAUGAUACACCGCAAGGCUAUGCUGACUUGGACAGAACAGGAUCUGACGGAUCAGCGCACGUAAAGAGUGCAGGUCAAAUGUACGCUGGUCAAGAGACUGAUGAUUAUAGAUCGUAUGAGUAUCAUGAUACUUCUGGUAGACCUGGCACUGCAGAAGGACGAAGUGGAACGCCUGAUCUUCCUAACGUUCAACAGACUUAUGCAAUGGCAGAUGAUCAUGAAAGUGAUAGUCGAGUUCAAUCACCGAACAGACAAAUGGUCUCAAGCCCAACCCAUUUAAGUCAAGAUUUCCUUUCAAACGGAAACAUGCAACAAUACCAACAAUACAGUCAAUCGCAACAAUCACAGCAAUACAGCCAAGAUCAAUACAACCACAGCAAUCCACGCUCUGAAACAGCCAGUCCUGCUACGCAACCGUUGCAAGUGCGUAACCUGUUACCUAACCCACAUGGUGCUGCUCAACAAAAAGGUAGUCAGCGUCCUGUGAGUGAAGCGGGCAGUGCGGCUGGUGAUGAAGGUGCAUAUGGAGGCGUGUGGUGAGCAUUCCAAACAAAUGAAGCACAAAAGCCGGAACUUUUGCUUUGUUUUUUUAAAAAGUCGAGUAUCUCUUUUUAUUUUAUUGCUUUUAAUUCUUUGCUUUUCCCAAACACACAUUC
This is a messenger RNA of Meira miltonrushii, 2391 nucleotides long. RefSeq lists its product as uncharacterized. The coding region runs from base 401 to 2275 and encodes 624 amino acids. The record is from RefSeq and is a predicted model, not a curated record. The transcript has a single exon. NCBI's taxonomy places the organism in Eukaryota, Fungi, Basidiomycota, Exobasidiomycetes, Exobasidiales, Brachybasidiaceae.